Molecule: messenger RNA, 4166 nt
Organism: Alexandromys fortis (reed vole)
Lineage: Eukaryota; Metazoa; Chordata; Mammalia; Rodentia; Cricetidae
Gene: Layn
Product: layilin
Exons: 8
Coding region: 579-1733 (384 amino acids)
Molecular function (GO): hyaluronic acid binding
Source: RefSeq, a predicted model, not a curated record
GUCUGGAGCGCUCCUAGUCAGUAUACACUGCCUGCCCUAGAAUCCAUUCCUCUCUCAUCCUGGACUUUUUUGUCCCAGGAGCAGCCCGAGUCUGAAGCGUACGGAGGUGUGAGUAGGGGUCUUGUUACUUUGGCCCACUUGGUAAGAACUGGGUGUAGUGAUGAAAGUAAGAGGUGAUAUUAUUUGAAGACACUGCACUCUCUUCCUGUUGAGUGGGACUUUCCUCUCUGUUAGGCAAACGCAGGACCUCCCUGGGCGGCUCUCUCAGGAGAGCUGGCCCCUUCCGCUGCCUGCUCCCUCCAGUGAGCUAGCAGUUUCUCCAGCCUGGAGCCUGGAGCACCAGACCAGGCCGUCAGGGGCGGGCCAGCCCAAGGGGCUGCCUUCGCCGCAGUGACGUCCCAGAAGGCGGAGGGGCGACCAACUAACGGACUCUGCGCCCUCCCGGACUCCUCCCAGUGCGGGGUCUGUGGGUCCAUGGGAGAUGCGGCUGCCUUGGUGGCAGUUGCCAGAACGCAGCCGCCUCUUUGCCCACUUCUCUGUCUUAGCCCUGGGGUGUUGGAACGCACUGGAAUCCAGCAAUGCAGCCGGGACCAGCGCUGCAGGCCGUGUUGCUGGCUGUGCUGCUGGCAGAACCGCGGGGUUCGAAGGGUCGCCUGCUGAGCGCCUCGGACUUGGACCCCAGAGGAGGGCAGCUGGUCUGCUGGGGAGGGACUCGGAGGCCUUGCUACAAAGUCAUUUACUUUCCUGAGGCUUUUCAAAGACUGAACUUUGAGGAAGCCAAAGAAGCCUGCAGGAGAGAUGGGGGACAGCUAGUCAGUAUCGAAACAGAAGAUGAGCAGAGACUGAUAGAAAAGUUCAUUGAAAACCUCAUGGCAUCCGAUGGUGAUUUCUGGAUCGGCCUCAGGAGGCUGGAGGAGAAGCAGGGCAACCACACAGCCUGCCAAGACCUUUAUGCUUGGACAGAUGGAAGCACAUCACAAUUUAGGAACUGGUAUGUGGAUGAGCCGUCCUGUGGCAGCGAGGUCUGCGUGGUCAUGUACCAUCAGCCAUCAGCACCACCCGGCAUCGGGGGCUCAUACAUGUUCCAGUGGAAUGAUGACCGGUGCAACAUGAAGAACAAUUUCAUUUGCAAAUAUGCUGAUGAGAAACCAAGUACAACACCUUCUAUAAGGCCUGGAGGGGAAGCAGCUGAGCCAGCAACACCAGCACUUCCAGAAGAAACACAGAAAGAAGACACCAAAGAAACAUUUAAAGAAAGCAGAGAGGCUGCUUUGAAUCUUGCCUACAUCCUAAUCCCCAGCAUUCCCCUUUUCCUCCUUCUAGUGGUCACUUCAGCUGCGUGUUGGAUUUGGAUCUGUAGGAGGAGGAAACGAGAGCAGCCAGACCCUACCACAAAGGAACAACACACCACUUGGCCCACUCCUCACCGAGAAAACAGCCCCGACCUAGAUGUUUACAAUGUCAUCAGAAAACAAAGUGAAGCCGAUUUAACUGAGCCCCGGCCAGACCUGAAGAACAGCUCAUUUCGGGUGUGUUCUGGUGAAGCCACUCCCGACGAUGACGCUGUAACUUGUGACUACGAUACCAUGGCUGUGAACCCUUCAGAAAGUGGGUUUAUGACUCUGGCAAGUAUGGAGAGUGGAUUUGUGACCAAUGACAUUUAUGAGUUCUCCCCUAACAGAACGGGGAGAAGCAAGGAGAGUGGCUGGGUAGAAAAUGAAAUAUAUUACUGAGACAUAUGGGGAAAACUGGCAAAAAUGAGAAAAGAGAAGCAAAAGCAUCCUAUUUCUCACAAGGAAAAUGUUCAGAAAGUUGAUGAAAAUGCUCAGAUCGGGUCUUAGGAUAAACACAGAAGCUCCACAAGUUCCUACUGGGUCCCCAAGUUCUGGUUGUAACCCUUAUUCCAGGGCCUCACCCAGUUCAGCCUGUGAGAAGGCACCUUGCCCCGGAGCUGCCAUACAGCAGACCCUCAGCACCCGUCAGCCAGUGGGCUUCAACAGAUCAUCAAGGGCUGGCACUUUCAAUGGUCAGGAUGGAGGUGUGACCGAGGAGCUUAGAAAGCCCACCUCUAGUUUCUGUUCUCUUUGCUCUCUACACCAGCAGCACAUGUAAUCACAAAAAGGCAGAGACUGAGGGAUCUUCUCAAGGCCUGGGUAUGGAAGCCCCAACUGAUCUGCACAUCAACAAUUCUCAUAUCUGCCCCCCACCCCACAUAAAAUCCAAUAAAAAGCAGGAAGCAGAAUGUUAGUCAGUGUGUGUCUACAGUCCUUCCUCUGCAUGUAGCCUCAGGGGACUUUUUUAUUUUUUAUUUUUUUAAUUCUCCUGACAUCUAAACUUGGAAAAACCCAACUUGGAAAUCCUUUAGUAAGUAAAAAUGAAGUCUGUGUUUGCUUCAGCGUUCCUUGUUCUCCUGGCUCAGACAGUCUGUGUUGUCUGGGGAUGGGGGGGGGGGCAGCAGCACUGGAGACUGACUGUGUAGGCAGAAAGACUGGCGAAAGAAGCAGACAUAAUAAAGAGAUGGAGAUGCCUCACCACAGAGAAGGCAGUCACAGGCAUCAGAGGGAGAAAUCUGGAAUAGACCCUAUUGUGUUAGACUCAAAGAGAAAACAGUGGUGUCACUUUGGGGCUUUCCAUAUUGGGGACACAUACAGAUACACAUAUUCUCCACUAAAGUGAGCCAGGACUCCGUGAAGUUGGACAACUCCAGGACAGAUGCAGGAAAAAAAAAAUAAGAGUUACUUGAGUAAUGAAAAGUACCCAAACAUAGGUAGAAUUAACAGGCCUAUUGUUCUACAGGAACAGCAGUGCUCUGCACAACACAAUAGCUUAUCACAUAUUGAUAAAUAACUACAAGAAAGGAGUUCAAGGGCAGCAAGCACAAAGUCACGAUAAGGAUAUGAGGAUAUGUAUUGCCCUGGUUGAUCAGUACACAUUGUAUGUAUGCCGGUAAGUCACACUACUGCUAAAAUUUUUAUAUUUAAAGAGAUUGGGAAUGAGAGUGGUCAUUUGGGAAACUACACCACCACCAAGGAAGAAUGAGUGGGAAUCUGCAGAUUACAGAACUCAGUUUACGAUGGCCCUCCUCUGGUAACACGUGGGGUAAUCUGAAUAUCAAAAUCAUUACCAGUAAAAGCAACAAGCGAGUGUGACCAUUAGAUAAAACAAAUAAAUUGGUGUGUCCUGAUACAAAAUAAGUGAAUAAACCUACUUGGAUGAGGAACGAGAUAUUUACAUGAUUUCAAGUCCCUCACCCACAAAAUCAUCAUUAAUUACAAAAGUGUCACAACGGGCAAACCCCACCUCCGUUAACUGAUCAAUGUGAACUUGUCAAUAAUGCAGUGUACCGAGAGUAGAGACCGCACUGUGUGCAGUGAGAACACAGCAUCGCGUCUGUGCUUUCCAGCCUAAGUGGACAAGCUGGUCAUAAGGAAGCCUUACUCACAAACAAGUUAACAGACAACCUGCGAAAUAACUGGACUGCAAACUUGAAGCCGGAUGAUAGUGGAAGCGAAAGCAAACCGGGACGCUGCAGUUAGAGGGCAGUGAGAGAGGAGACAGCUCAAAGCACUGCUUGAUUCGGAAACAGAUCCCUUCUUCCCUGCAAAGGAAAAUACGGGAACGCACUUGCGUGAAGUCGGAGGAGUAAAUGGCAAUCAUGUGUUAGUGCUAAUUUCCUGAUGUUUAUGCUGCACUGAGGAUAUGUCCUGACAGGGGGAAUGGCAAUGUCGAAAAUUAAAGUAAUAAAGGAUGAAGGACCACAGGUUGACAACUCUCUCUCUCUCUCUCAUGCGCUUUGGGGAUGGAGGAAUGCUCUGUGCACUGUACUUGCUGUGUCUCCUCUUAGUUAGAAAUUAUUUAAGGAAAAGCACUUUCGAAUGGCAGCACUAUAAUUAUUGAUUACAUUACUUCCGUGGUGCCAUCCAUGUAUCUGAGCUCAGCACACAUGCUGUGGCUCGGAGCAUCUAACAGUCUUUGAUCCUGGACAAAACCAAAUGAAGUUCUGACAGCCAUCAUCAGAACCCAGGUUCUGGCCCAUCGCACAGAUGGCCCUCCUUAAAGGCAGCAGGGAGCUGUAAUGAAGCACCUUGACCCACCCUGUCAAUUUAGAGACUCCAAGAUUCCUCUCUCCCGUUUGGAAAUGCAAAUAAGUUGUGUGAUCUAGAAUA